AGAGGAAAUCUUUCUUCUGUUUCUUUCAGAACAAUCCCCCAAGGAUUCUUUCAAGGUGUUUGAAUCGGUAUUGGAGUUGUACUAGUCAGCCAUGGCUAAUGAUCAAUUGCAAGUGCUUAAUGCACUUGAUGUAGCGAAGACACAAUGGUAUCACUUUACAGCAAUCGUGAUUGCCGGCAUGGGUUUCUUCACCGAUGCUUAUGAUCUCUUCUGCAUUUCAUUGGUCACCAAAUUGCUUGGUCGGAUAUACUACCAUCAUGAUGGUGCGCCAAAGCCAGGAUCAUUGCCCCCUAAUGUAUCAGCUGCUGUCAAUGGUGUUGCAUUCUGUGGCACACUUGCUGGGCAACUCUUCUUUGGCUGGCUUGGUGACAAAAUGGGUCGCAAGCGUGUCUAUGGCAUGACCCUCAUGGUCAUGGUCCUCUGCUCUGUCGCCUCUGGGUUAUCUUUUGGCCACACUGCAAAGAGUGUCAUGGCUACCCUUUGUUUCUUCAGAUUCUGGCUUGGUUUUGGCAUUGGUGGUGAUUACCCACUCUCUGCUACUAUCAUGUCUGAAUAUGCCAACAAGAAAACUCGUGGAGCAUUUAUAGCUGCUGUUUUUGCAAUGCAAGGAUUUGGAAUUUUAGCUGGUGGAAUGGUUGCAAUCAUUGUAUCAGCUGCAUUCAAGGCCAAGUACCCUGCUCCAACUUACGAAGAAAAUCCAAUUGCCUCAACAAUCCCAGAGGCUGAUUUUGUCUGGCGUAUUAUUUUGAUGUUUGGUGCGUUACCAGCUUUGCUUACAUACUACUGGCGAUUGAAAAUGCCAGAGACUGCUCGUUACACUGCCCUUGUUGCAAAGAAUGCAAAACAAGCAGCAUCAGACAUGGCAAGGGUUAUGCAGGUUGAGAUUGAAUCUGAACAGGAGAAAGUUGAUCAAUUGUCAGAGAAAGAAAAAUCCUUUGGUUUGUUCUCUAAGGAGUUCCUUAGUCGUCAUGGGCUUCACUUGCUUGGAACCACUAGCACAUGGUUCUUAUUGGACAUUGCUUUCUACAGUCAAAAUUUGUUCCAGAAAGACAUCUUCAGUGCUAUUGGUUGGAUUCCAAAUGCAAAGACGAUGAAUGCAAUUGAAGAGGUUUUCAGAAUUGCAAGGGCACAAACGCUUAUUGCUCUCUGCAGUACUGUCCCAGGAUAUUGGUUCACGGUGGCUUUCAUCGAUGUAAUAGGGCGGUUUGCAAUUCAACUGAUGGGAUUCUCCUUCAUGACAGUAUUCAUGUUUGCUCUGGCCAUCCCCUAUAAUCACUGGACUAUGAAGGAGAAUCGAAUUGGGUUCGUCAUCCUGUACGCCUUAACCUUUUUCUUUGCAAAUUUUGGGCCUAAUGCUACCACAUUCGUGGUACCAGCAGAGAUUUUCCCAGCCAGACUUCGGUCAACAUGUCAUGGUAUCUCAGCAGCUUCUGGGAAAUUAGGGGCAAUGGUUGGAGCAUUUGGGUUCCUUUACCUAUCACAAAGCCAGGACAAGACAAAGACUGAUGCAGGUUACCCAGCUGGUAUUGGUAUGAGGAAUUCACUCAUCAUAUUGGGUGGGAUUAACUUAUUAGGUUUGCUUUUUACCUUUCUAGUACCUGAGUCAAAAGGUAAAUCACUAGAGGAAAUGUCUGGUGAGAAUGAAGAUGAAGCUGGGACCAGUGGAGAAGCAGAGCAAGCAUCAGGUUAUAACAGGACUGCUCCAGUGUAAUUAG
This is a messenger RNA of Telopea speciosissima, 1715 nucleotides long. Its product is annotated as inorganic phosphate transporter 1-4. Gene Ontology annotation, molecular function: phosphate transmembrane transporter activity. Gene Ontology annotation, cellular component: membrane. NCBI's taxonomy places the organism in Eukaryota, Viridiplantae, Streptophyta, Magnoliopsida, Proteales, Proteaceae. The transcript has 2 exons. Gene Ontology annotation, biological process: transmembrane transport; phosphate ion transport. The record is from RefSeq and is a predicted model, not a curated record. Bases 92 to 1711 code for a protein of 539 amino acids.